Messenger RNA from Agrilus planipennis (emerald ash borer), 3401 nucleotides. It is a transcript of the gene snu, whose product is annotated as ABC transporter G family member 20. NCBI's taxonomy places the organism in Eukaryota, Metazoa, Arthropoda, Insecta, Coleoptera, Buprestidae. Gene Ontology annotation, cellular component: ATP-binding cassette (ABC) transporter complex; membrane. The transcript has 10 exons. Gene Ontology annotation, biological process: transmembrane transport. The coding region runs from base 519 to 2834 and encodes 771 amino acids. The record is from RefSeq and is a predicted model, not a curated record. Gene Ontology annotation, molecular function: ATP hydrolysis activity; ATP binding; ABC-type transporter activity.
CAAACUUGUCAUCGCGACCGUUGUGAAGCGAACCAAGUCUCUUCUCUCGCUUCGUGGGGGUACUAGGGGUCUGGUGAUCACCGUGCAAGAGAUUUCAAUCACCAGUGCAGCGGCGAACCCCAGGUAGUAUCGCGUAACACCGUCGUCGUGUCCAACAAUCAGCCAUCUAGCCAACAAAACGGAUGAAAGUGAAGGUGUAAGUCAAGCGAGUCGUGCAUGUAGAGUUUAGUUGUUUCUCUUUCUUCUUGCACCGCAGUCCCGCACUUUCUUUUUUGGCGCACAAUAAUAAAAUUUUACGUCUGUCUUGCGUCGAUUUAAACAAAAACAACACAAACGCCUUUCGAACAGUGCUCUGUGUGUUUUUUUUUGUGCUAGAAACUUGCCCCGAAUGGCCUGAAAGUGCAGUGUCCAGAUACGAUCAUAAUCGUGAGUUUUGACGACGGCAUCUACACAAGAUAUUAUUGGAUAUUUGGAACUGCUUUAGAUACUUCUGCUAGUUAUAAAAAGAAAACCUAACAAUGAUAGACAGAGUGGAGCCCGUAACACAAAAUCCAGAUUUGGUAGGGGUUAAUGUCGAAAGGCCACCACCUCCUGCUUUAACGAACCAACAGUCCACAAUAUGGGCCAAAAGACAACACGCAGUAUGCGUAAGGCAUGCAUACAAAACAUAUGGUUCGAAAAAAAAUCCUAACCAUGUCUUGAGCAACCUCAACAUGACAGUAGCAAAAGGCACAAUAUAUGGUCUUUUGGGAGCUUCGGGUUGUGGAAAAACAACACUUCUUUCGUGUAUCGUAGGUCGCCGCAGACUAAAUGAGGGUGAAAUAUGGGUACUCGGGGGAAAGCCAGGAACAAAAGGGUCGGGAGUGCCGGGAAAAAGAGUCGGCUACAUGCCUCAAGAAAUUGCUCUCUACGGGGAGUUCUCCAUCAAAGAAACGAUGAUGUAUUUUGGAUGGAUUUUUGGCAUGCAUACCUCGGAGAUCAACGAAAGACUGCAAUUUCUGCUUAAUUUCUUAGAUUUGCCUAGUCAAAAUAGAUUGGUUAAGAAUCUGAGUGGCGGACAACAACGAAGAGUUUCUUUUGCCGUUGCCUUAAUGCACGACCCAGAACUUUUAAUUCUGGAUGAACCUACUGUAGGGGUGGACCCAUUGCUGAGACAAAGCAUAUGGAAUCAUUUAGUACAAAUUACAAAAGAUGGAAACAAAACUGUAAUUAUUACAACACACUACAUUGAAGAGGCUAGACAAGCUCACACGAUUGGGCUUAUGAGAAGUGGAAAACUAUUAGCUGAAGAAUCUCCACAUGUUCUUCUUUCAAUUUAUAACUGCCAAUCUUUGGAAGAAGUUUUCUUAAAGCUCUCUAGGAAGCAAGGACAAGCAAAUGGUUCUAAUAAUGAAGCGAACAUUAGCAAUAAUAUUAGUUUAGCUACAAUUAAUUGGGGUAAAAAAGAUUCAGUCUAUGUCACGGAGGAAAGCGGGGUUGUUGGAUUAAAUUUCCACCAGAGCAAGGAAGUACUCAUUACUGAUGCCAAUGGACAUGUAGAUGUAGGUUUAAAUGGAAAGGCUGCAACAAAGUCAGAAAUGUCGCAAGUAUGUGACGAUUGUACAGAUUGUUCCCAAUGGACUACAAUGGGAAAAAUGAGAGCACUUUUGCAGAAAAAUUUCUUGAGGAUGUGGCGAAACGUGGGAGUGAUGUUGUUCAUAUUCGCCCUCCCUGUUAUGCAAGUUAUUCUUUUCUGUAUGGCCAUAGGUCGAGACCCUACAGGUUUAAAACUAGCAAUUGUGAACCACGAAGUCAACUAUACCAAUUUAACAUACCAAAAUUGUACUUACGAACCGGGAUGUAAAUUUUCGAGACUUAGUUGUCGAUAUUUACACCUGUUACGAAAUAAUACGAUAAUAAAAAAUUAUUAUCCUGAUCCGGACAGUGCUAUAGAAGCUGUUAAAACAGGACAUGCCUGGGGCGCUUUAUAUUUUACCGAAAACUUUACAGACGCAUUAGUAGCGAGGAUGGCACUUGGAAAGGAUUCUGAUGAAGAAACUUUGGACCAAAGUGAAAUACGAGUUUGGCUGGACAUGUCAAAUCAACAGAUAGGAAUAAUCUUACAAAGAGAUUUGCAGCUAAGUUAUCAAGAUUUUGCAAAGGAUUUGUUGGAAGCUUGCGAUACAAAUCCUAAAAUAGCAGAAAUUCCGAUCACAUUCAAAAAGCCAAUUUAUGGCUCAAGUGAGCCUUCAUUUACAGACUUCGUUGCACCUGGAGUUAUUUUAACAAUUGUAUUUUUCUUGGCUGUGGCCCUUACGUCGUCAGCACUGAUCAUCGAAAGAAUGGAAGGUUUACUGGAUCGAUCAUGGGUAGCAGGAGUGACGCCGGCUGAAAUCCUCUUCUCCCAUGUGAUGACACAAUUUGUGGUCAUGUGUGGACAAACGGCACUUGUCUUAAUCUUCAUGAUACUGGUGUUUGGUGUACAAUGCAAAGGGGACAUAGGAUGGGUGAUAACACUUACAAUCCUCCAAGGAUUGUGUGGUAUGUGCUUCGGAUUCGUGAUAUCAGCAGUUUGUGAACUGGAAAGAAAUGCCAUUCAAUUGGCACUGGGUAGUUUCUAUCCCACUCUACUUCUUAGCGGAGUGAUCUGGCCUAUAGAAGGUAUGCCCGGCAUUUUAAGGUACAUAGCCACCUUCUUGCCAUUGACGUUGGCCACAACAUCACUGCGGUCAAUGUUGACCAGGGGUUGGAGCAUAGCUGAAGCUGACGUAUAUUUGGGCUUUAUUUCUACCAUCAUUUGGAUCGUGGCAUUCUUAACAAUAAGUUUACUUGUCUUGAAAUUCAAGAGGGGGUGAUCUAUAUCGUGGUAGAUGUAAAUAUUCGGUUACGAACUGUAGUUGUGCAAUCAUUUCUACCAUUACCAAUAGGAAAUUUUUUACUGUGCGUCUUCACGGUUUUUUAUAAAGUAGGUUCAUGUAGAUAGUACUUUUUCAACGAGUGUCGCGCGCUUUUACAAGUAGAUCAAUUAAUUUUUAUUACAGAAUACAAACGAAAAUUUUAGUAAGUACCUAUGUAAAUAGUACAAACUUUGGCUCUCAUAUACAAUCAAAUUUUAUCACAACGACCGAUAUUUGGUGAACACAAAUAAAUUGAUGUAGGUAUAUUUUGGUACUAUGUACGGUAAAGUUUGAAUAGCAGCUUGCCGUCCUAAAUAGUUUGUACCUAUCACAUUAUUCUUAAUUCAAUCAAAUUAACUUUAUAUUUAAGUAAAUAAGUUGCUAUAUAUUUUUAUAGUUUGAUUUGUUUUUAUUUAUUAGACUAUAUUAAUAAUUAUGAGUGCUCAAUAACUUGUAACUAGAAACCUGGUAUUGUGAUGUAUAUUGUUAUUUUUCCUUUAUAAAUAAACUUUUUUGUCUCCCGCA